Paramecium primaurelia is the source of this 1517-nucleotide messenger RNA. NCBI's taxonomy places the organism in Eukaryota, Ciliophora, Oligohymenophorea, Peniculida, Parameciidae. The record is from the annotation of a GenBank genome assembly.
CUAAAUGCAUAUCAUAUUGUAGUGCCUUGUACUUGCAUAAUUGAUUCUUAUUACACUUUCUUAAAGUUGUUUAAAUUCAAAAGGAUAAGAAGUAGAUUGGUGGUUUAUCUUAAAAAUGCCAAAGAAUAGAGAUGAAGGAUGGACAGGUAAAUUAUUCGAUAUUGAAUUUAGGAUUUGAAUAUUUUUAUUGUGAUAAAGAUAAUGAUUGCAUAGAAUUCAAUUUAUAAGAUGAUAAUUUGGAUUCUGCUACAUCUCCAUUAAUGUAGACAAUCAAAACAAUUGAUUUUACAGAUGAUAAAUUUAUUAGUAUUUUAUGGAGUGAUUAACCUAAUGGUAAAAUAACUUAUUCAAAUCAUGCUCAUUCUAAAGGUAUAAUGAGAGCAGGAUUAGAAGGUAAAAAAAAUGCUUUUAUAAUAUCUCAUUCAACACCAAGAUUCCCAAAAUUGAAUGAAUAUGGAUAGUAUUACUUUUAUAUAAUAUUUUUAGAAUAGAUGACGAAGUAGAAGAUAAUUUUGCUAGAAACGGAUAACAUUUUUUAUGUUUAUCUACAACAACAGAUAAAAUAGAUGAGAUUUUAGCAGAGAGUUAUUAUGAGGCAGAAAUUUAAAUUUAUAAAGUCAGCUAAACUCCUACUAAGAUUUUUGGUAGAGGAUAUUAUCCAAAUAUAUAAAAAUUAUGGUAAACUAAAAAACCUGGAAAGGGUGAAUCACAUCAUCGUUAUUCCAAAACUGUAUUAAAUCUUAUUUAUAUUUAUAAAGACUCUUUAUAGUCAUGUAAGAUUCACUACAAGAGAAAAUUAGAAAUUUAAGAUAUUUUCAAAAAAUGAAGAUUUUGAAUAAGAUUUUUAUGCAAAAUUUGUAGCUGAAGAACUUUAAUAAGAUUUGAUUAUGGAAACCUGGGUAAGAUAAAAAGGGAAAGGAUUAGAUAAACCAGUAUGUGAAAAAUAUCAAACUUCAUCUAAUCAUUAAGUGUCAUUUCAUGGGAAAAAUAAACAUAAAGACGUUACAUUUACAUAUUCCUACACUAAAGAUCAUUCAAAAUAUGGUAUAACCCUUCCAAGAGAUCCUACAUCUACUUCAAAAGGUGAAUCAUUUAUCACAACAGAUUAUUCACAAUCAUCUUUAAAAGGUUAAAUAUUAACAAGUGUUAAGAAUCUUUAAAGAAGCAAAAUAUUUAAUGUAGAUGAAGAUACAGUAAUAAAAGAAGAUGAAGAUGAAGAUGAAGAAAUGGCAGAUGCUUCUCCAAAACCUGAUGAUUCCAUGGAUGUUGAUCAUCCUAAAAAAGAAGAGAAACUUCUUGGUAGAAAAAGGAAAAGAGAUGAACCUGAAGAAUUAGAGCCUCCUUCAAAAAAAAUGCCUACAGAAAAAAAAAAUAAAGAUAAAUACGUUUGCGUCAGUGAUUUAAAUAGAUAAUAAUCUUAGUGGUUUAGAGGUGGAGUUGUCUAUUGUUUUUAUAAUGAGAAUCUAUGGGGUCAUAUUGAUAAGGCAUUUGUUGGAAAACAAUUAUGCAAAAGUUGA